This is a messenger RNA of Sitophilus oryzae (rice weevil), 778 nucleotides long. It is a transcript of the gene zetaCOP, whose product is annotated as coatomer subunit zeta-1. The record is from RefSeq and is a predicted model, not a curated record. The coding region runs from base 127 to 663 and encodes 178 amino acids. Gene Ontology annotation, biological process: intracellular protein transport; retrograde vesicle-mediated transport, Golgi to endoplasmic reticulum; intra-Golgi vesicle-mediated transport. Lineage: Eukaryota; Metazoa; Arthropoda; Insecta; Coleoptera; Curculionidae. The transcript is spliced from 5 exons. Gene Ontology annotation, cellular component: COPI vesicle coat.
UAUCCUAAAUAUAGGUUAGUGACAAGUGACAAGAAUUUGUAUACGUGUUUUUGUUUUUAAAGAAAUAAUAAAUUUAGAUAAAUUUGGAUAAUUUAAAAAGAACUUGAAGUAGUAUAUUCAUUGAAGAUGGAGGGUUCACUUUUGGAACCAAUUUUAUACAGCGUUAAAGCGAUAGCAAUUUUGGACAGUGACGGUAAUCGAAUUCUGGCAAAGUAUUAUGAUAAAAAUGUUUUUCCAACACCAAAAGAACAAAGAACGUUCGAAAAAAAUCUCUUCAACAAAACUCAUAGAGCCAAUGCCGAAAUCAUAAUGCUGGAUGGGCUUACUUGUGUCUAUAAAAGCAACGUUGAUUUAUUUUUUUAUGUAAUGGGAAGUUCAAAUGAAAAUGAACUAAUCCUCAUGAGUGUUCUUAAUUGUUUGUACGACUCUGUCAGUCAAAUUUUAAGGAAAAAUGUGGAGAAAAGAGCUGUUUUAGAAUCAUUGGAUAUUGUAAUGCUUGCUAUGGAUGAAAUAUGCGAUGGAGGAAUUAUUAUAGAUGCUGACUCAAGCUCAGUAGUUUCAAGGGUAGCGCUAAGAAACGAUGAUAUUCCCAUUGGGGAGCAAACAGUUGCUCAGGUUUUUCAGUCUGCAAAAGAACAGCUCAAAUGGUCGUUACUUAAGUGAGUUUUAUUAUUUAAAAUGUUUUAUUAAUGAAGUUACAGUAAUAUAUUUAAUUGUGUAAUAUACAAAUUUAAAUUUUAUUCAUUAAGAUGAAAAAUAAAAAAAACAAUGAAGCUUA